AUGCUCAUGGUAAGUAAAAUGAACCUCUUUCAUCUCUAAUCCAAAUCAUCGCUUUACAUAACAUUACAGAGAGUCGACCCAUGAAAGAGAAUCCGGAUUACAGAAUCCGGAAAAUUUUUACUUGACUGAUUCCGGAAUCCAGCAAUAUUUGCUGUUGAAUCCGGAAUCCUUGGUUUUGGAAAUCCGGAACAUAUUCUAAGGAAUCCUGAAUCCUGCUGCCUGUAAUCCGGAAACCAAAUUCCACUGGCGCAGAAUCCGGUAAUCCAGAAUCCAAGACUAGGACUCUCUUUCAUGGAUUCCCUCACAGUCGAACUUCCGGUAAGCGACCGCUCAAGGUGCGAAGAUUAGGUGGUUGCCUGGGAGUAUCGAUCGCGAACUAUACGAGUCUCUUUCGAGAAGAGGUCCCAAGACGUCUCAUUUAAAGCCAAGAUUGUUUACUUCCAGUUUGUAUAUGUGAGGUUUCCUCGUUGUCACUUAUAAAAGUUGUGUAUACUCUUGGAAGCCGUAGUACUGAUUGUGAACAUAGAGAUUAGACCACGGGUCAGUUGGUCGCCUACAAUAGGUUAAAAAUUACAAAACUGUCUCAGCCAAAAGUGGUCCUAGAGGUGGUCGUUUUCUGCUUAGAAUAAAGUGGAGAUCGUCUGAAAGCUCUACAGAGCUUGCUUGAUCUCCUGCGUUGUAGUAGUGUAAUAGUUUAUGUGUGUACAAAUGAAUGUAUGGUAAAUAAUUACAGGGCUUUGACUGGGAAAAGUUUUGAUGUUUUUGGAUAGAUGGCCGCUUAUGGAAGGUGAUCGUUUAUGAGAGGUGGUCGCACAUGGGCGGGUUCAAAUCUAUUUUACAUCUUAUCCUUAAAAAUGUUUAUAAUUUGUCCUUCAAAGGUUUUGUUCUUUGUUUUAGUACGUUGCGGCGAUGAAAGAAUCGAGUCAAAAGCAUGCCGGCGAGUGUGCAAUAUCGCCAGAUAAACUAAAGACGAUACUGAAUAAGAUGAGACCAUCUGAGCCUUUGGAUGCAUCUUUACUUGGAGAUGAACUAAUUCCUGCUUUACCGAGUGAAAUCAAGCCUGAACAUGAGGAGGAGAUCAUUGAUCAAAGGCUAGUUUAUAGAUAAAUGCAUAACAUAAUGAACUAACCCAUUUUUUUUUUUUAAUAAAAGCGACAAUAGCACUGCCAUUCUCAUGAGGAGGAGAAGGACUGGCCAAAUUAUCCUGUCUGAAUGACUCAGAAACCCAAGAAAGGAGACUUUGGGAAGUCAAAAUCGAAAAAAAUUUCCCAUUGGGACGUGCCCCCGAACCCCCCAAAAGCUUCCGCCUUCGGCGCUCGUUUAGGAAAUCGGUCAGUAUUUAUCCUAGAUCCGCGCCUGCUUCGCGUUUUUGUUUUUGUUUCAUUAUAAGGAAGCUUAAGCAAAGACGUUUUUGAGUAAUGCAUGUCAACCGGAAGUGAAUACUUUACCCUUUUCAAAUGCCUUGAUGGUACCAAAUUUGUAUUCGUUAGUGUCUUUUCUCUCAAGGAAACGAUUUGCGGAAAAAAAAAAUGGUCAAAUACGCGCCCCAAGAUUGCAGAAAAGCCACAUCCGGUUGAAGUGUGUGGCUCAAAAAACAUCCUAUGUGCUUAAAAACUUUCUAUUAUAAUUAUUUAUUAUUAUUAUUAUUAUUAUUAUUAUUAUUAUUACUAUUAUUUCGGCUUCCAAUUGUCGUUGUUGUGGUUGCUCAAGUUCCCAAGUAGCGUUAACCAACGAUUUUGUUGAACAAACCAGCUAUUUGAUGGAAAACUUUUGACAAAAAACAACGUCCACUGGUAGAGGCCUACUGCAGUUAUACCCAAUGAAUGGUUCUUCGCCUACCUUUUCUUGUCAAACUGCCAUUCGAUUAUUAGAUCGAAAAUUCAGUUUUUAGGGUAUAGUAUUCUUGCUAAAGGGAAGAGCGUGUAACCACGCCUGUGUGACUUAUUAAGAAGUUGAAAAGAUACCUUAAGACGAUUGAUCCUUGUUUGCCUCUGUUGUAACCGCUAUUUCAAUAGGCCAUUUGUACGAUGGCGUCAUUUUACUACUACGACCAGAAUCCUCGUCGUUUUUCUUUUCAUAUCUAAAUUUGGCAAUCCCAGCGAGGUUUAAAUAACAAAAGCCCUAAUUUGCACUAGAAAGCAAUAUCUGAAGGAUUCUGGUCGUAGUAGUAAAAUGACGUCAUCGUGCAAAUGGCUAGAGAUGUUCACGAUCGAUAUGUGCGAAAGUUCAGCGGUAAACUAAGUUGUCUCUACACUUUACUAUUUUACAUCUAUCAUCUCAGGACGAAAGACCUUCGAACCAAGGUAGGCGGCACAUCCGGGGUAAUAUUCCAUCGGUACGAUGGUAUAUUUCUUCGAUUUAUAAUAGAAACCCCUGUUUUUAAUUCAGAGAACUCCACAAAAUGGCGAAAAAGGUCACAGCCAUCAAAUCCAAUGACAAAAUAACCGUCUGAGAACUGGAAAAUAUUUUGAAAGUAUUUCUGGCAUUUAGAAGAAAUGUAUAAUACUUGAUUUAUGUUUGUUUAUGUUCGAAAAAUAUACAUCCGGAAGAGCUGAAGCUCGCAUAAAAUUAUUGUAUGUUUGUGAGAGUAUAACAUACAGGCUAGUUGACGUUUCCAGCUGAAUGCUUUUCCAUUUUUCCUCGACGAUCACAUCGACGUUUUGAAUUUUUGCUCCUAGGCUCCUUUAUCAAGAGACCUUCUAAAAGCACUCAAAAUAGAGGUCCUCACAGACCAAGAAGGAAGGCCUCUUAGGCAUACAAGAAACAUGUGCCACAUUCAGCCUCAUUCCCGCGGGACCGGAAAUCAGAGGUCAUCUACCGACGUCCCAGGAUCCCGUAUGGAACACGACAAUAACUUGUCACCACACAUGAACACUCAUGCAAGUUUUGUCAGCGAUUCACCUUCGUCGCUGUUUCGUACAGGAAUAACA
Porites lobata is the source of this 2930-nucleotide messenger RNA. The record is from the annotation of a GenBank genome assembly. Lineage: Eukaryota; Metazoa; Cnidaria; Anthozoa; Scleractinia; Poritidae.